CGGUGACGUGUGCGCUGCGGAGGUGCAUGUUAUGGGUAGUUUGACGCUCUUGAUUUCGCUGUAUAUUUCACCAGGUACGACAACCAAGCAGAAGAAAUUCUUUUUGGCGCGGAACCUUAUAAUGUACGCGACAAUGAGCAUGCCCAUAGUUGUUACCGGCGACUUCAACAUUGAUGUAUCAAAAGAGGAGAAUGCUGAGUUCAUCGACUUCAUGAAGCAGUACCUCUUCUUGGAUUUGGUAUCGGACCCUUCGCAAUCAACCACUCUUGGUGGAACAUGCUUGGAUCUUACAUUCACGCGAAAUAUUGGUGCGGACUGUAGGAGAUAUUGUUCUUACUUUUCAUAUCAUCGACCAAUACUUUCGAUACUUGCUGCGCCGUCUGAAUCUCAGUUAGAAUGAGAUGUGGUCGUCAUCAUCAACUAUCCGCAGCCAAUCCCAUGCCAAAUUCGUUUGUUG
Armigeres subalbatus is the source of this 457-nucleotide messenger RNA. RefSeq lists its product as uncharacterized. NCBI's taxonomy places the organism in Eukaryota, Metazoa, Arthropoda, Insecta, Diptera, Culicidae. Bases 32 to 400 code for a protein of 122 amino acids. The transcript is spliced from 3 exons. The record is from RefSeq and is a predicted model, not a curated record.